Messenger RNA from Mesocricetus auratus (golden hamster), 762 nucleotides. RefSeq names its product NADH:ubiquinone oxidoreductase subunit S4 (gene Ndufs4). The record is from RefSeq and is a predicted model, not a curated record. Lineage: Eukaryota; Metazoa; Chordata; Mammalia; Rodentia; Cricetidae. The transcript is spliced from 6 exons. Bases 53 to 532 code for a protein of 159 amino acids. Gene Ontology annotation, biological process: electron transport chain.
UGAGUCCCUAGCGGGGAUCCGUCCUCCCGUCCUGGCGUUUGCCCGCAGGAAGAUGGCGGCGGUCUCAAUGUCAGUGGCGGCGCUGAGACAGGCGUUGUUGGGGACAAGGGCAGUGGCUGCAGCGGCCGUUUCCGUCUCUAGAGUUCCAUCCAGGUUGUUGAGCACAUCCACAUGGAAGCUGGCACAGAACCAAACUCAAGACACACAGCUUAUAACAGUUGAUGAAAAAUUGGAUAUCACUACUUUAACUGGUGUUCCAGAAGAGCACAUUAAAACAAGAAAGGUCAGGAUCUUUGUUCCUGCUCGAAAUAAUAUGCAGUCUGGUGUAAACAACACAAAGAAAUGGAAGCUGGAGUUUGAUACCAGAGAGAGAUGGGAAAAUCCUUUGAUGGGUUGGGCAUCAACGGCUGAUCCCCUCUCCAACAUGGUUCUAACCUUUAGUACCAAAGAAGACGCAGUUGCCUUUGCAGAAAAAAAUGGUAGCUCCACUGAAGAGUCUUCUCUCCCCAGUAACUGUUUACUGCUUCUAUAACCUCAACAGAUCCGAUGGAGCUAUGAUGUGGAAGAGAAGAAGGUUCCAAAACCCAAGUCCAAGUCUUACGGUGCAAACUUUUCUUGGAACAAAAGAACAAGAGUGUCUACAAAAUAGGUUGGCACUGGCUUCAUUUCUGCUUGACUGUGAAUCAAGUCAGCUGUGCACUAUUUAUAGCCCAUGGAUAAUGCACCUCUUAAUCUCCUAAUAAAUGUGACCUUUAAACCACA